UGUUUGGAGGUAAUGCUGUGCAGUUUCCAGGACUUCACUUUUUAAUGCCUUCUCUGUUUUGUUUUUCUUAGGAUCUUGUUCUCUUAUAUGAUUCAUCAUGCAAUUAUGACCAAAGCACUUUGGAAGUAAAUUUAAUGAUGGACUCUACUGGACAAUGGAGAAAAUAUACAAUUUUUAUGUUUCAUUUUUUGGCGUUUAAUACCGCAUCCUCUCAUGAACCUUCGUCUGGAAAUACAGAGAAUGUGAGCAGUGAGAGACAGUUUGCAGAUAUCGUCUCAGGGCAGCAUACGCUUCCCUCCUGGUAUUAUACAUCUGUUGAUGCUAUGCCCAAGCAUGGCACAGUCAGCUCACUCUCUCAUAACAGAUGGCGAACACAGAUGGCCUUCUCCAAAAGUGUUUAUUCAUUUGAAGUGAAAGAAGACACAGUACCAGGAACAGUUGUGGGAAAGGUGGAAACAGUGUUUGAGAGUCCCACGCCUAUCACAUAUUCAGUGCAAGAGGAUGACGGGGAGAACCUGUUCCUCCUCAGCCCCGUCUCAGGGGAGUUCCUAUUAUCCCGCAGCCUGGAUUUCGAGGCACAGAGAUUCUACAUUCUCACAGUGGCGGUGCAGCAGGGGGAUUUACAAGUAUCCAGUGUCAGGGUAUACUUCAGUGUGUUGAAUGUGAAUGACAAUCCUCCUCUUUUCAGUCAGGACACCUUCUAUGCGUCAUUGCUGGAAGACACACGGGUGGGCAAUUGCUUCCUGUCUUUGAAUGUGUCAGAUAAAGAUGAUGGUGACAAUGGAGAGUUGAAACUGAAACUGGUCGAUGGAGAUGAAGGGACAGUGUUCUUCAUAAACUCAGCUGGUAGUUUAUGCCUGAACAAAGAGUUAGACAGAGAGAGACAGUCCUCCUACAAUCUGACUGUGGCAGCCAAUGACUGUGUCCAGCCUGUGUCUUCACAGCUCACCAGCACAGCACACGUUAUCAUGGUGGUUAAUGAUGUCAAUGACAAUGCUCCGUUGUUUGUGUCGGCCAAAAGUGUCAGUAUACCAGAGGACACUGCACUUCAUUCUGUUGUAAUGACUGUACAUGCUGAGGAUGAAGACACUGGACCCAAUGGGGAGGUUUUAUAUUAUUUAAACAGCACUUCCAGUGGUGCAUUCAGCAUCGAUAACAGAGGUGGAGACGUAUACCUGGAGGAGACAUUAGAUAGAGAACAGGUAGAUACUCUGACUAUAACUAUAACAGCCACUGAUAGAGGCUCACCCAGGAUGGCAACCACUAUGAAUCUAACAGUGCACGUUGAAGAUGCAAAUGACCAUGAUCCUGUGUUCUCACAAAGCACCUACAGUCUGACAGUAAGAGAGGAUAUCCCCAGAGGAACCAGCUUGUUUCUAGUUCAGGCUCAUGAUCAAGACACCGGACCAAAUGGACGAGUGCGGUACAUGCUGACCCAGGCAAGUCCGUUCGUGGUGGACGCGGUUCGAGGUGUGAUCACAGUCAUGGAUAAACUGGACAGAGAGAAGGACUCAAACUACACCUUAAGCAUAACAGUUGUAGAUCAGGGGGACAUUCCCAGAUCUGCUACUGCUGCUAUCAGUGUCACAGUGCUGGACAUCAAUGACUUUGCACCCCAGUUUUCUCCUGAAACACUGAUUGUACGUGUCAUGGAGAAUGAGGAGGACCCCUCUCAGCUAAAACAUCAGCUCUCAGCUUUGGAUGAAGAUUUAGGGGUCAACAGCCAGCUUACUUAUUUCAUACAGAAGGGAAAUAGUGAUGGUUUGUUCUCCAUCACUCCCAAUGGCACUUUUCAGAUUCUACACAGUCUGGACAGGGAGAAGGAAUCACUAUAUAUCGUCAUGGUUAUUGCUGUUGAUUCAGGAUUGCCACCUUUAACGGGUACUCUUACCGUGCAUGUCAUAGUGGAUGACAUUAAUGAUAAUUACCCAGAGUUUACUGAGGAAGUCUACAACACCAUUGUGUCUGAGGACACUCCCACAGGCACUGUGUUUGCCAUGGUAACGGCAUCUGACAGUGAUGAGGGUGUCAAUGGGGAGUUAAGGUAUUUCAUGGAGAACCCUGAUGUACCUUUUGCCAUUGAAGAAACAUCUGGAGAACUGUUUACAACCGAAGUCCUGGACAGGGAGACCGUAGCCAUUUACAGGCUGACAGUGAUUGGCAGUGAUAAGCAUCCUACUCAGCCUCUGUCAAGCUCAGUGAUUGUCACUGUGCUCAUUGGAGAUAUUAACGACCACUGGCCCCAGUUUAUGAACAGCCCCUAUGUGGCUUAUGUGCCCACUGAAAUGGCUCCCGGCUCGGUUGUUUGUGCAGUAAGAGCAACAGAUGAAGAUACAGAGAUGAACGCAGAGCUACAUUAUUCAUUAUAUGGACAAAGUUCAGAUUUGUUUGCCAUCGAUUCAUACAGUGGCACCUUGUUCACUUCAAGUGCUGUCCGGAGAACAGAGGAUAUUAUUAUUAAUGUGUAUGUGCAAGAUGCUGGAGAAAAACCUAAAUUUGACAUCACUACUGUGAGUGUCAGGUUUCAGAAUGUCUCUGACUUUCCAGAGAUGAAUGUGGAUGUUUUACGUUAUUCCCUCUCUGAGGACGAACCAGUGGGAACGUCAGUGGCUGUGGUCUCUGCAGUGAGUACCAGAGCUGAACCCGUCUCUUUUUAUCUCGCUUCUGGAAACUUUGAAGACACGUUUCAUGUGGAGCAAUUAAGUGGAGUGCUGACAGUGGAGAACCCUCUGGAUUAUGAGAACAAAAAGGAGUUUACUUUGUUGAUAGAAGCCAGAGACUCUGGCUCGCCUCCUUUCUCAUCAUUUGCAGAAAUUCACAUAAACAUCAGUGAUGCAAAUGACAAUUUCCCACAGUUCACUCAAGCUGAGUACCAGUGUGAGGUUUUUGAGAAUUCUCCACCGUCCUGGGUUUGUGAUGUUCUUGCGAUUGAUGCAGACUCUGACAUUUAUGGCACUGUGCAGUACAACAUAAUAGAAGGAAACACAGAUCAUUUUUUCACAAUUGACCCUGACAAUGGUUUAUUAAGCACCACUGCAAGUUUAGACAGAGAAAAUAUUCCUGAAUUCAAACUGAUAGUUGAAGCUGCAGAGCUAGACAAUCCUCUUCAUAUAGACAGAGCAACCAUCAUCAUUUGUGUUUUAGAUAGAAAUGACAAUGCACCUCGUUUUUCACAGAUUUUUUUCACCCAGGUACCUGAGGAUGCCCCUGUUGGACACACAAUCAUACAAGUCACCUCAUCUGAUGAUGAUACUGGUCCCAAUGCGGUUAUUAAUUACUUCAUAAUUGACCAAAAUGAUGGUAUGCCAUUUAAUAUUGACUUUACCACUGGCGACAUCACAAUUGAAAGACUUCUCGAUAGGGAGACGCAGGAUCAUUAUAUCUUGAAAGUAAAUGCAAAUGAUUCAGCAUGGAGCAUAAGCACAGAUGUCACUAUAGUCAUUACAGAUGUUAAUGAUAAUAGACCAGUAUUUUCUGAUCAUUUUUACAAUACUGUCCUUCCCGAAACAAAAGAUGAAGACGUGUUCGUUAUGCAGGUUCUUGCUACAGAUGCAGAUGCUGGGAAAAACAGUGAGAUUUUAUAUGUUAUUGAUCCUCCAAAUGAGAAGUUUUGGGUGAACAAUUCCUUUGGUGAAAUUUAUACCAAGCAGCCACUGACAUUACAUAAUUCUGCUUUUGAAAUCUACCAGUUUACAGUCAUUGCUUUUGAUUGUGGCAAUGCCCCCCUCUACAGUAACGCCACUGUCACCGUGAGAAUAGAGCCUUAUAACCACUAUCCACCACUGUUUCUGCCUUUACAACCCCUGAUUGCAAUCCCAUAUCACAUGGCUGUGGGAACAGAGGUGGUCCAGUUUAUAGCAAUAGAUCUGGAUGUCAAUAAUAGCAGUGCUAAUAUUGAAUAUAUUUUGAAUGGAGGUAACGCAUCUGAUUUCUUCUGGAUCGAAGCAAACAAUGGAAAAGUAAAGUUAAAGCAAAGUUUGACAGAGAACAUAAAUUUGUUUCUCACUUUAAUAGUUGUGGCAAAAGAUCAGGGCACCCCAUCUUUAUCAUCACAGACUGAGAUCACUUUUGAAAUUACUGGGAGGAAUCAAUUUACUCCAAGCUUUAGUGAGCCAGAUGCCACUUUCUCUGUCCCUGAGGACUUGCCAGUAGGAUCGGUAAUUGGGAGAAUUGAAGCAGAAGAUAGAGAUUAUGGUCCCAAUGGUGCCAUCAUGUACUGCAUUACCUCAGAAAAUCAAUAUUUACCAUUCUCUGUAGGAGAAGCCUCUGGGCUGCUAACACUAAUCAGAGAGCUUGACUUUGAAGAAGUAGUUAUUUACCACCUUCAAAUCAAAGCCACAGAUGGCGGCUGGGUCUCUAAAACAGGCAUGUUAAAUGUUACAGUGGUGGUUAUGGAUGUGAAUGACAAUCCUCCAGUCUUUUCAUCCUCAGAGUAUCUCACUUCAGUGCCUGAAAACUCUGAAAUUGGAGCAAAUGUCAUAGAUAUGAAGGCCGCUGAUGCUGAUUCAGGAGCAAAUGCACAAAUAUCCUACUCUCUAAUUGCUGGCCAUGUGGAUAGAUUUGCUAUUGACUCAAGAAAUGGAACAAUCACCACUUUAGAUGUGUUUGAUUAUGAGCAAGAGCAGAUCUUUGACAUAACAAUCAAAGCCUCAAACAUUGGCAGUCAUAAUUUAUUUACUUUGGCUCAUGUUGUCAUCCAAAUUGCAGAUGUCAAUGAGUUUACACCUACAUUCAACAACAAAGAAUUUAGUUUUUCAGUAUUUAAAAAUGUGCCUCUUGGAGCGAAGAUUGGAAAGGUAACAGCCACAGAUUAUGACCAAGGCCCUGAAGGUCAGGUGUUUUACCUGAUGUUUGGCCAAUAUAAAUAUAUGGGUUUUGAUAUUGACAAACUCUCUGGAGAAAUAUAUACAACUGGCAGUUUGAGGAAACAAGGCAACAGUCACAUAGUUUUAAAAGUUCUAGCAAAGAACUCCGGUGUCAUUACUGGCAUGGAUGUAGAUGAAACGUUGGUCCACAUCAGUGUGAUUGACACAAAUGAUGCGCCCAUGUUCACCUCUGCACUUUAUUUGGCGAAUAUGAUGGAGGACAGCCCAAUUGGGACGUCUGUGAUUACUGUGAGCGCUCUGGAUCAAGACUCCAUACUGGACUGGAAUCAUUUCUUCUUCAGCAUUGAAAGUGGAAAUACAAACCUCUCCUUUGCUGUUGAUCCACUCAGUGGUGUUAUUUCAGUGAAUUCUCCACUGGACAGAGAGCUGUGGGCAGUUUAUAAUCUGACUGUUACAGCCACUGAUAAUGGCUCUCCACCAGCCACUGGCACUACUGCUGUCAUUGUGACUAUUGGUGACGUUAACGAUAACUCUCCCGAACUUACAUUAACUGAGGCUCAGGUGAAGGAAAAUCAGCCUCAAGGCACAAUAGUAGCCAAGUUAAAUGCAUCUGAUUCUGAUUUGCCACCAAACCAGGGACCGUUCACUUACUGGCUGGUAAAUCCUUCAACAGACAGGGCUUUUUCAUUGACUCCUGAUGGAGUUUUAUUCACCACAAAGCCCAUUGAUCGGGAAGAGAUCUCUGCAUUUCGAGUCAUGUUGGCUGUUAGGGAUGCAGGGAUUCCUGCACUGUCAUCCACAACAAUGUUCCACAUCAGGAUUGUGGAUGAAAACGAUAACCCUCCACUGCCUAGAAACAUCUUCAUUGAGGUAAAAUAUUUUGGCACUUCUUUCCAAGGAGGCAUGAUUGGCAGCGUCCACCCUGAGGAUCAGGAUGAGUCUGAUACAUUUAUCUGUGGUAUCAAAAGCGGGCCGCUGAACAUGUUCACGAUACCUAAUGGCACAUGUGAACUGUGGUCUUCUCCUUUUCAAGGCGAGGCUACAUUUAAUAUCACUAUAGAAGCAACAGAUCAGGUUCAUUUCUCAGUCAACAACAGCAUCUAUGUAAACUACAAAGGUUUCACAAAUGCUUCUAUAGACAGUUGUAUAUUAUUCUACGUUUCAUCAUCCUCAGUGGAAGAGUUUUUGUCUAAUAAGUAUUUGAGGUUUGUGAAAGCUCUGGACAGUCUGUUUAACCUGCAGGCCUCUAAGACUCAUGUAUUUGGGAUCAAACAUAUUGGCAGUGAAGUUCUUCUGUUGGCUGCAGUCAAAAAUUACAAUGGUGAAUAUCUUAGCAGAGAAGUGGCGAGUGGAAUCUCUGCUGGACAUAAGAAAUUAUUGGAGUCUCAGAGCAAUAUGACGAUAUCUCACAUCACCAGUGAUCCAUGUCUCACCAGCCCUUGUCAAAAUGGGGCAAUGUGUAACAAGAACAUUUACAUCAGCCAGGAUGUUGCUGUCCUAGAAAGCCUGGUGGUCAUCUUUGUGUCCCCACAGAAGGAGGUUUUUAAUUGUACCUGUCCAGCCGGCUUCACUGGGACACUAUGUGAAGAUGAUAUUGAUGAAUGUGAGGUGAAUAUCUGUGAGAGUAAAGGCACAUGUGUGAACACUGCAGGAAGUUUCUACUGUCAUUGUCAGAGCGGCUUUUCUGGCUCUCUCUGCUCUACUGAUGUAGAUGAAUGCCUGAAGGUGAGGUGCCAAAAUGGAGGAACUUGUAUUCCCACACAGGAUGGAUAUUACUGUCACUGUGUGCCUGGAUUUGAAGGAGAAAAGUGUGAGCAAUUCAUAGACCACUGUAGAUCAACCCCCUGUGUGCAGGGCAGCUGCAUCAAUUCACUGACAGGAUUCUCUUGUCACUGUCCCUUUGGAGUCAGUGGAGUACACUGCGAGGAGCACAGUUAUGGCUUUGAGGAGCUGUCCUUCAUGGAGUUUCCCCCAUUAGACCGCAGGACUAAUUUAAUCUCUCUAGAGUUUGCGACAGUGCAGAGGAAUUCCAUGCUCCUCUACAACCCCGGAGGAUCAUCCAGCAGGGAGUUCUUGGCACUGGAAAUACUCAAUGGAGCCGUACAUCUCUCUUAUGACCUGGGUUCAGGAACUGUGAGGCUGCAGACAAACAAGCAAGUGGCAGACGGGUAUUUUCACAGUGUCACUGCCAGAAGGAUUGGCAAUAUGGGAUCUUUACAUGUGGACAACUGCACAGAUGUUGAGAACAAUGGAUUUUGUUUUUCACAGAGUGAUGGCAGUAGCUCAGAGAGGACCCUAGAUAUUGGCAACAGUAAUAUGACAUUUGGAGGACUGAGGACUGCUGAAUUUAUUUUACUCCAUCCUGCUCAGAUAAAAACCCAUGACUUUGUUGGAUGUGUUCGAAACUUUCAUGUUAAUGGAAUUCUGCUGAGACCUUCAAUGGCCCUGGCAACAUACAACAUCCUUGAUAGGUGUCCUCGAACAACAGUGUCGCCAUGUCACGGCAACCCAUGUAAGAAUGGUGGUGUGUGCCAUGACCUCUGGUCUGACUAUCUUUGUGAGUGCAAGAGCCCUUUUAUUGGAAGUAAUUGUGCCAAAGAAAUAUCAGAAGAAGUUGUAUUGCGAUUCAAUGGGAAUGACUACAUUGAGUAUGUCAUCAAAGAGAGCUUCAAGAGAGACUACCUGCUAAAAGACCUGCUGGAUGACGAAAAAGAGGAAAACAACAAAGACCAAACAAUGAUUAAUAUUAAGUUUAAGACCAAAGACAAUGGAGUAUUAAUGUUUCUUACUGGACAGACAGGAUAUUUUGUCCUGAAGAUAAAAGACAGAAAGCCUGUGUACCUCUCCAAAGACACACUGUCAGGACACCUGUCGGAGUUCACUGUGGACUCUCCAGUGGCUGACGGGGUCUGGCAUGUCCUCUCCUUGUUCAGUAAUGGACACAUCACUUUUCUUACUCUGGAUGGAAAACAGGUUUUGAACAUCACUGACCAAAGUAUGGAUCUGACUCCUGUUAGUGUGGAAAAGAUUGUUCUUGGUGCAGCUCUGACAGGUGAUUCAAAGGUCCAACAGUCAGGGUUCACUGGAUGUAUGCAGUAUUUCAAUGUGACCGGUUACACUCUGCCUGUCAGUGGGCACAGCAUGACGGUGGACAUCUGGCCAAGCUGGACUUUUAUCCAGUCCAGCUGCAUCUCUCCUGGUGUCUGCCUCCCCUCACCCUGCUCUGAGAUUGACACUACCAGGAGGGGUUGUCUCUCUGGACAAUGUCAAAAUCGGUGGAGGUGUGGACCUGCUGUGCAGAACAGAUCCUGCAUCUGUUUACAUAAUGUUUCUCACCACACCUGUGAUAUCUGCACCUCUACAACAGAAAGCCGUGAUCAGUGCUCUGAGGCACAGCGCAGCGUGCCUCUGUGGCUCAUAGCUGUGAUUCUCCCUCUCAUCUCUGUCCUGGUUAUUAUAGGAAUGUUUGUUGCCCUUUAUAAAGCGAGGCGACAGAAUGCAAAGUGUCAGAGUGGUAGCUUGUCACAGAAGACAGAACAAGGGACAGACAAUGUAGCAUUUUGUUUUGAUGAUAACAUAAUGCUCCCAGAUGCUGCAUGUGCAGAAGAAAAGAAACAUGACCCACUGAGUGCCAAUCAGCAGAGGUCAAGCGUGGAGUUUUACUGUGAUGACAGUCUGUCAAGUGUUCAGCCAGAGCCAAACAGUGAGCUGGAGUAUUAUGAAAUCGGCAGCAUCUCUAGUGCAUUUCAUUCAGACACUGCCUCACUCAAGUUUAGCUGGCACAAGCAUUUGUACGGCACAAAGUGUGUGAAAGGUGAUCCUAAACGGUGGGGAGAUUUGAAGAUGCUGUUAGCAGGAUUUAAGAGGAGAGAAGAGAGAUCAAGCGAAGAGAGAUCAAAAAGUCCAGCAAAACAUCAAGACAAGCAGUUGUUGACAAGGAUUGAUGUAGAGCGGUCACAGCAUGUACUGCCUUGUUACAUGAAGAGGAUCCCACAACCAGAACUCCUGGAACCUGUGCAAUGCCUCACUUUUGAAGAAAUCAGUAAACUAGAUGCUCCACUGGAGCAAACAAUGUCACAUCGCGCAUCCCUGAGGUCUGGACACGCUAACUCUAGCUGCAGUGAUCGAUGUUUCAUCUAUCAGUGAGACAGACAGCACAUUCACCUGCUCCAAGUCUGAGUAUGGACAGGUAUCUGUCAUCAACACCAGGAAAUAUGGACAUGAGCAGCCAAGCCUCUCAGCAUGCAGCUUCAAACAACAAGACAUUCUGCCUGUGAGCACAUUAUUCAAACACACCUGUCACUCUGCCGCAGGUCAGAAUAAAGAUGAGAACACUCCCUCCAGUAUGUUUGAGCAAUGGGAAAAUAUUUUAAAUAUGCAUCUGCCUUUUAGCAACUAUGUUCCUGUAUUUGAGGAUAUUGCAUGUCUUCCCAUGGGACCCAGUCAUAGCUAUGAUAUGCAAAGUGACACAGAGGAAAUUAUUUGAUGGCCAUUAUAUAUAUAUAGGUAUAUAGGUAUAACUACAAUAUAUCAAAACUCAUUAAUACUGUAAGUUUUAGUUUGGACUUUGAGUAGAUUCUGUACAAGCAGUCAAAUGUUUUCACUUAAACCAAAACUCUGGAUCUUUUCAUAUUUAUUUGGACAAUUUUUUGCUAGUUUUCUCUGAGGACCUAUCCAUGUAAAGUUCAUUUUUGCAUGUUCAGAGCAACCAGAGGAUGAAUCUGGUGAGGGUCUUAAAAUGUGUAUCCCAUGUAAAGAUUACUAAGUUUGAUGUAAAUGUCUCUCUGAUUAUUCAUUUGUCACUAACAGUUCACAGCAUUACAGAACUAUCAAAAUU
This is a messenger RNA of Lates calcarifer (barramundi perch), 9663 nucleotides long. RefSeq names its product protocadherin Fat 4. The transcript has 16 exons. The coding region runs from base 135 to 8972 and encodes 2945 amino acids. Gene Ontology annotation, biological process: cell-cell junction assembly; multicellular organism development; homophilic cell-cell adhesion. Gene Ontology annotation, cellular component: catenin complex; plasma membrane; adherens junction. Gene Ontology annotation, molecular function: calcium ion binding; cadherin binding. The record is from RefSeq and is a predicted model, not a curated record. Lineage: Eukaryota; Metazoa; Chordata; Actinopteri; Centropomidae.